UCAACCGCAAGCAGUGCUAUCAGCUUGUACCACCAAAAUCGCUUAGUCCUCCAAAAUUGGAAGGUAAAACGCAAAAAACAACCGCGAUAUUCGUGAAGUGUCGAGGAGAUCCUCGCGAGAAACGCAAUCAGGAUUACGACGGACCAAGCAACUGCAGUCGUCAGACAGAGGGAAAAAUGACAAACCUGUGAUUCGCCCGAAACAGUGCCUGGUGGGGGUGUCUCUCCUACUGUCUCCCUCUCUCUCUAUCGCUCGCCAUCCGCUCACCCCUCUCGCUCACUCGCCCGCUCGUCCGCUGGAAGGAGGGGGGAUGGACGGUUGAUGUUACGAGCAGCACAGCGCAGUGUGAAUCACGUUUGGACGGACCCAAGGGAACCCAGUGAAGCUAGCGAUGUACCAGAGUGCCUGCCAGGCGGCCACCACGGGCUCCUGUGUCCCGGGAACCGGUCAGCAGCCGGAUAAUGAGCGCCAGUCGGCACUCAUAGCCCAACAACCCCCCACCGCGCCCGUGGAGCCCGAUUACAGUGGCUUCGAUAUCGUUAAGGCUACCCAGUAUGGGGCAAUCGCUCGAGUCCGGGAGUUGGUCGAAUCCGGCUGGGAUGUCAAUCAGCCGGACAGCGAAACCGUGACCCUACUUCAUUGGGCGGCAAUUAACAAUCGGCGGGAUAUCAUCCGAUACUUCCUCGAGAAGGGAGCCACCGUGGACGCCGUGGGCGGUGAACUGAAUGCCACGCCCCUGCACUGGGCAACCCGGCAGGGACAUCUCGGUGCCGUCGUUCUACUGAUGGCGGCGGGAGCCGAUCCCAGGAUUCGGGAUGCGGAGGGGUGCUCCUGCAUACACAUCGCCGCCCAAUUCGCACAUACCGCACUGGUGGCCUACUUCAUAGCCAAAGGCGUGGAUCCGGAUCUCCAGGAUCGGGGCGGAAUGACGGCGCUGAUGUGGGCAGCAUGGAAGGUUUGCGCUUUGGAUCCCGUGCGCUUGCUGCUGACCCUCGGAGCGAAUCCCGCCAUGGUUGAUUACACUCAUGGAAACACGGCCCUACAUUGGGCUAUUCUGGCCCGGAAUGCCACGGCCAUUUCCACACUGGUGCUCAAGUCGAAGGCCUCGCUGGAUGUGCCCAAUCUGCGAGGCGAGACGCCGCUCUCAAUGCUGGAAUCCCAGUCGGGAGCCAUUUGGAUUGGGGCCAAGGUGAUGGAUCGCGUAAAAGAGGCGGCGCUCACCUCGCAGCAACGCCGAUCGCUGCUCUCCAAGCUGCGGCACGACAAACGCCUGAGAUGGUGGUCCAUGGUGGCCUGCCCCUUUACUGCUUUCUAUCUGGCUGGCAUUGUGUUUACCGUGAACACGCUGUACAUUAUCAAGUUCUUUCUUUUGGGCUGCUUGUAUGCCAUAUUCCACACGAUCGGCAAGGCCUUGUUCGAUGAGCAUUUGAUGGCCCUGUUGCCGCUGAGCGUUUACCUGGCCACCAAAGCCUGGUUCUAUGUCACCUGGCUGAUGUACAUCGACGAUGCAGUUUCGUUUACGGCCACAGUUUGCUUCCUGAUCUCCUCGCUGGCCUUGUGGGUGUGCUUCCUCAAAUCUUGGAAGGGAGAUCCUGGUAUUAUUCGACCCACCAGGGAGCAGAGAUUUAAGACCAUCAUCGAGUUAUCUGAGCGAGGUGGAAUUGGUUUUGAACCGGCAUCUUUCUGCUCUGGCUGUCUGGUGCGGCGACCUAUACGCUCCAAGCACUGCUCCGUGUGCGAUCGCUGUGUGGCGAGAUUCGAUCACCACUGCCCCUGGGUGGGCAAUUGCAUUGGGCUGAAGAACCACAGCUACUUUAUGGGCUUCCUCUGGAUGCUGUUGAUUAUGUGCGUCUGGAUGCUGUACGGUGGUUCCAAAUACUAUGUGAACCAGUGCAAUGUCCGAUUCGAUGAUUUCCUCGGUGCCAUGCGGGCCAUUGGUAACUGCGAUGCCUGGGUGGGCUGGGUCAUGGGCAACGCCCUACUGCACAUGUCCUGGGUGAUCCUGUUGACCAUCUGCCAGACAUAUCAGGUGAUUUGCCUUGGCAUGACCACCAACGAGCGCAUGAAUCGGGGUCGCUAUCGCCACUUCCAGGCAAAGGGCGGCCACAGCCCAUUCACACGUGGGCCCAUCCAGAACCUCAUCGACUUCCUCGAGUGCAGUUGCUUUGGAUUGGUGCAGCCGAAGCGUGUGGACUGGAUGAACUACUACGAUUACGAUGCCCAGACGCAUCAGACCAUCGAGAAGGAGCCGUUGCUGAGCGUUGACUGCCCAGAUGGAAUGGCCGGUGACCACCAGUACGUGUAGGAUAAGUCCUAUCGGGAUGCGAAGACGCUUCAGAUGCCCAUCGCGCAUGUUUAACAAUCGACACCAAAUGCUUUAGAGAGUCCGCUACUGCUUUUUCUCUCUUCCUCAAAAACGAAACCGUUUCAUUUCCGUUAACUAUUUUAAUUGGUCCACGCUGAACUGAUGCAAAACUAUAUAUUCGCCGAGAAGAAUUCUACACAACCAAGACAGAAGCGUCAUCGCUGACCGAUAUCGGAUGAUCGAGUUGGGGGUCAAGGCCCUUUACUUACGUACAUAUUAUUCAUGUAUUACUGUAAUUACUCUGUACAUUUCUGCGUAUUUCUUACUCUUCGAUCAUAAGCCGAAAGUACACAAAACCUUUUUGUCCUUUAAAGUAUUUGUAUACCAAAAAAAAAAAACUAAAUGCAAACGUAAGCAAAUGAACACCGAACAAAUUUACCAAUGCAACCAUAAUCAAAACCAGAGUUUGUUUAAGAGUGCAAUAUUCAAGAUUUCGAUUCACCUACUGAGAUAUUAAAUUGUAAAGCGCACACAACCAGAAGAAAAACCAAACGAAAUAACAAGCAAACUAAAACUUUGUACACGUUUUAGGGGAUUUGCACGAAGGUGAAAUCUGAGCGAAGUCGGUCUUAGGCGGGCUGGAACAUUGAGCAUUAUGUAUAAGAGAAAUGUAAACUAAUAGUGAAAAUUCGGAAAUACGCAGUCUUCAGGAACUUGGAGACACUGGCAGCUCUCUAAAAUCGACGACUUCGCUUUAGGUACGGCAAGCAAAGGUUCCCAAUAUAUUACCAAUAAAAAUAUAGCGACGACAAAUUAACCAAUUGAUACCAAGCACUAGCAUACUUAAACAAAUAAUGAAUAAAUUCUAAAUGCGAUCCAAUUCUAAUUAUGCACUAGUCUAGUCAGAAAAUCAUUUAAGUAAAUGUUAAAGUGCAACUACAGCCUCAAAUCGAUAACAAAUUGCAUAUUUAUAUAAACCCAUAUAGCUAUGAAAUUAUCUAAUUAUAAAGUAAAAGGAAUUUCAGCAACCUGAGAACAACACGCAUAGCAAUGAAUAAAAUAUGUUGUAAUUGUAACACGUUACUUAAAUGCAUUUAAAUAUUAAUUCAAACGAAGUCUACAAACAAAUUUAACAUGAAGAAUCGCUAAGCAAACAUUUUCAACUAUGUACUAAAUAUUGAUAAAAAAACACAACUUUUUCGAGGUAUUUUGUAUUUGAGAUUAUACAAAUAAUGAUGGAGAUGGAAAUGAAGCGAUUUGCUAAGAAAGUUAUAUGUUUCAAAUCCAUUUUGUAUAUUCCUUUCGCUCGCAUUGCUAACACGAAAAAAGCUUUCAAAAGACUAUUUCAACCGAUCACGAUCUAACAUUAAGCCAGCCCCCAAAAAGGAUGGCGCAUAUAAACGUAAUAAUUAAGUGUUUUUGGCCUAUUUAAUGAAAACCAAGCAAAUCAGCCCCAUUGCCUACAUCUUUAGUUUAGCAGCUAAGUUCAAGACAAAUAUAUUUAACUAAAGAUAUAUAAAUGAAUGUAUUAAAUAGUGUGUAGAACGAUGGGAAUUGUGAGCUCGAGGUGUCUGUAUGUAUGUGUAACAAUGUGCGUUAAAAACAAAUUUGAAUAAUAAAUAGAACUUUAUUCCGUAUUCAAAUA
Messenger RNA from Drosophila ficusphila, 3950 nucleotides. It is a transcript of the gene Hip14, whose product is annotated as palmitoyltransferase Hip14. Bases 392 to 2305 code for a protein of 637 amino acids. Gene Ontology annotation, biological process: protein palmitoylation. Gene Ontology annotation, molecular function: protein binding; palmitoyltransferase activity. The record is from RefSeq and is a predicted model, not a curated record. Gene Ontology annotation, cellular component: Golgi membrane. Lineage: Eukaryota; Metazoa; Arthropoda; Insecta; Diptera; Drosophilidae. The transcript is spliced from 4 exons.